Messenger RNA from Botrytis porri, 654 nucleotides. RefSeq lists its product as uncharacterized. Lineage: Eukaryota; Fungi; Ascomycota; Leotiomycetes; Helotiales; Sclerotiniaceae. The transcript has 2 exons. The record is from RefSeq and is a predicted model, not a curated record. The coding region runs from base 1 to 654 and encodes 217 amino acids.
AUGUCUUCCCACCCUUUUCCUCACGCUAUUACACUUUCCCAAUCCUCUUCUCAAGAAUUUGAUGGAUCUCAACAACCUCGACCAGACUCUCCACCUCCACCUCCGUCACUUCCUAACACAAACUACGCAAUGGUAAACCCCAUACAACAUUACUAUUCCUCUCUUAUAUCUUCUCCUCAACUGGGGUCUUCGCCUCAAUCAGUUGUGUACGCCCCGCUCCCAUCACAACUAGAAGUACAAUCGCAGGAAACGCAGACCCAACUACAAGAAUCCCUCGCUCCACCCACAACAUCUCCCUUCUCACGCCAAAAACAACAAGCACUUCGAAAUACCACCUUACGCACUCAACCCGACUCUCAACCAGAAUCCCAUCAUCUCCUCUCAACAUCCACGUCGCCCGCUUUCCAAACCGAACAUCAACAGAUACUGAAUACACCAUACGCUCCGGAAUUGAAUUACAAAUCCAUCGCAUCCUCAACUCAAUACGCAGUUUCAACCCAAUUCCUGGAUAAACGAAUUGUCAUGGGAACAACACACUCAAGAACUUGCGGUGCAGAGGGCGCAUCGCAUGUGCGCUUGGUUUACGGGGGUUUUGCUUGGGGUGUUGGGGGUGGUGAGGGUCGUGCGGUGGGUGGUUUACGGAUGAUGGUGUAG